UAUCCAAUCAAAACAUUUUCAAGAAAACUGUCAGCUAUUUGAAAUCGCUUUGCUUGGGGUUUUUUUUGCCAUUUUUACAACUUUUAUCCGGCUUUUAAAUCAACCCCAAAUGAAGCUUUUAAACGAAGGCGACACAUUUAAGAUGUACCUUUGGGAGAAUAGGUUAAAAACUUUUGAAGGGUGGCCUUUUGACGAAGACUGCGCUUGCACACCGGAAAACAUGGCAAAGGCUGGCUUCAUUUACACGCCCGUCGACAACAGCCCAGAUACUGCCAUGUGUUUCUUCUGCCUCAAGGAGUUGGAGGGCUGGGAGCCGGACGAUGACCCACAGAAAGAGCACAAAUCGCAUUCACCCUCGUGUCACUUCUUGACCCUGAAGAAGAAAGUAGAGGAGCUGUCUUUGAACGAGUUCUUGAAGCUCCACCAGGCGAGGCACAAGCGCCUCAUCAGCAAAAACUGUAACGAGGCCGUCGACAGGUUUGAGGUGGCUGCAAGAUUGGUGAAAGCGGAAAUUCUCAAGAUGAAAAUGGGCAAAUAGACAUUGGGUGUGUAUGUAAAUAUGUACAGCAUUUGUUUUGUGUUAGCUAUACUUUGCUUAGUAAUCAUCUUCAGUAGUUAUAGCCAAGUGAUUUGAUGCAUUAUUUUAUAAAUGCACAUUUUUCAAUAAAUAAGUCUAGCACAUAAAAGUAUUUGUCCAGAUGUUCACCAAAAUGGAUGGUUUCAUUCCGCAGCUAAUUUUUAUUGCCCUCGGAAUGCUCUCAACCUAAAAUAAUGCAAUUAUCAGUAAUAUAUGUUUGAAAUUACACACAUUUGCUUUAUCACCUAUAACGAAAAGCUACAUUGUGGAUGUUUUGUUCAGAUAGUUUAGCAUAUAACAUGGUUUUAGCAUCUUUGUUGCACGUAAUAAAAAAUGUGAAUGAGUUUUGUCGUUCUUGUACUAACCUUUUAAUUUGGUGAACAAUUUAGGGAUUUUUCAGCCAUAACUUCAUUGAUCAUAACCUUACUAUAUUUUCUGUAAACACUGUUAUAUAUGAA
Nerophis lumbriciformis (worm pipefish) is the source of this 1035-nucleotide messenger RNA. It is a transcript of the gene birc5a, whose product is annotated as baculoviral IAP repeat containing 5a. NCBI's taxonomy places the organism in Eukaryota, Metazoa, Chordata, Actinopteri, Syngnathiformes, Syngnathidae. The record is from RefSeq and is a predicted model, not a curated record.